AUGUCGUCCAAUCCAGGAGGCAGCCGACCGGGGACCGCGCGACAACGUUCUGGAAGCGAAGCGCCAUCGAAUCGACCGAUCUCGAUCGACAUUUCCUCAAACCGGUCAGAUGUCAGGGAGCGGUCGCAAUCUGUCUCACACAACGAUGGACAACAGGCACCGGUCCCGACGCAGGAUUCGAUAGCAUCGAUCGAGUUUUCCCCAUCCGAUCAGUCGUCUCGGUUGACCCAACAGCUGCCCAAGCUGCGCAUUCAAUACAGCCACGCGGUCCGACCUCGCCUGUUCGAGAAGGGGCUCGUCAAUACCCGAUCAUAUCCGCUCGAACCUGGAACGACUUACAGUCUCAAAUUCCCCCGCAAGCUCAUUCUCAGCCGCGAUCGCAAUACCUAUGCCACAAAUGAUGAAGCGGAAUUGGGUGCACACUCCAUGGCAUCUGAGGUGGCUCAGCAUCCGGAAAGAUUUGCGAGGGUCAAGAGUGAAAGCCGGUCGGGAGUUGGUUCUGCGAGAUACUCGGAGCAGCAGCAGCAGCAGCAGCAGCAGCAACAACAGCAGCAACAACAGCAGCAAGGAGAGUUACAAAUACCGCCACCACAUACACCAAAUGAGCAGUAUGGACAUGUCACUGCACGCUUCAAACACAUAGAAACCGAAGGUGGACACGCCGUUAUCACUGGAAGGGAUGGCGAGGCAUUUCAAUAUUGUGAGGACGAGCCGAUCCGAUUCCCAGGCGCUGUGCAGAGUUUUGGUCUUAUGAUUGUGAUGAGAGAGGAGUCGCCAAAUCAACUCGUCGUUCGCAUUGUCAGUGAGAAUUCCACCCAGAUCAUGGGGUACACCCCCAAGCAGCUUUUCGAACUUCCCAACUUUUGCGACAUCUUGAGCGACGACCAGGCCGACACCUUACUGGAUCACAUCGACUUCGUUCGAGAUGACGCCUACGACCCGGUCGUCGAUGGCCCCGAAGUCUUCAUCGUGUCUAUACCUCUCCCUUCUGGAGGUGAACGUCGAUUUUGGUGUGCCGCCCACGUCAGCCAGUCUCAGAAGGAUAUGAUUAUAUGUGAAUUCGAAAUGGAAGACGAUGAGGUUAAUCCAUUGAAUGUGGCCGGACUUACAACUCCAGCCAUUCCAAUUGACACGUUAAAGGGCAUGCCAAGCGCAGAACAGUUCGCAGCUAGUACCAUUAACAUCAGUCAGCCACUUCGUGUUCUUCGCAACGCCCGAAGACGAAGGGGUGAAGCAGCGGCAAUGGACGUGUUCAGCAUGUUGACCCAGAUUCAAGAACAGCUCGGUCGGACCACCGAUCUAGACCAAUUACUUAAUGUUGCAACUGGCCUAGUCAAAGAGCUUACGGGGUUUCACCGAGUUUUGAUAUAUCAGUUUGAUAGCAGCUGGAAUGGUCUUGUUGUUGCGGAACUUGCCGACCCGAAAGCUUCGAUCGAUCUUUACAAGGGACUUCACUUCCCUGCAUCCGAUAUUCCCGCCCAGGCCCGCGAGCUAUACAAGAUAAACAAAGUUCGUCUUCUAUACGACUGCGACCACGAGACCUCACGCCUAGUUUGCCGAACAGUGGAGGACCUGGAAACUCCUCUGGACAUGACACAUGCGUACCUCCGAGCCAUGUCCCCAAUUCAUAUCAAAUACCUGCGUCACAUGCAGGUGCGAUCAUCAAUGUCUAUCAGUGUCAAUGCCUUCAACGACCUCUGGGGACUUAUCUCGUGUCAUUCCUAUGGUAAUCAUGGUAUGCGUGUUUCAUUCCCGGUUCGGAAGAUGUGUCGACUUCUUGGAGACACUGUUUCUCAAAAUAUCGAGCGACUUUCAUACGCAUCUCGACUCCAAGCCCGGAAAUUGAUCAACACAGUUCCUACUGAAGCCAACCCUUCUGGGUAUAUCAUUGCCUCGUCUGACGACAUGCUGCAACUGUUCGGUGCUGAUUAUGGUGCUCUAUCAAUCCGUGACGAAACCAAAAUCCUGGGCGAUAAUGAACACUCACAAGAAGUUCUUGCUCUUCUCGAAUUCAUUCGAAUGCGACAAUUGAGUUCCGUGAUGGCGUCACACGAUAUUAUCAAAGAUUUCCCCGAUCUGUAUUAUCCGCCAGGUCUCAAGGCAAUCUCGGGAAUGCUCUAUGUCCCCUUAUCGACCGGUGGAAAUGACUUUAUCGUUUUCUUCCGCAAGGGUCAACUCACGGAAAUCAAGUGGGCAGGAAACCCCUACAAUGUUGCGAAAAGGAAAGCCACUGCAGGGUACCUGGAACCGCGCAACAGUUUUGCAGCGUGGCGGGAAACUGUCCUGAGUCAAUCGCGCGAGUGGUCCGAAUCUGAUGUCGAGACAGCUGCAGUUUUGUGCCUCGUUUAUGGAAAGUUCAUCAAAGUGUGGCGACAGAAGGAGGCCGCUAUGCAAAACUCGCAGCUCACGAAGCUUCUACUUGCUAAUUCUGCCCACGAGGUUCGCACACCUCUCAACGCCAUCAUCAACUACCUCGAGAUUGCGCUGGAAGGAAGUCUUGACGCCGAUACUCGUGACAGUUUGACGAAAUCUCACUCCGCCUCCAAAUCACUGAUCUACGUUAUCAAUGAUCUCCUGGAUCUGACGAACACCGAAAAGGGCCAGGAUCUCAUCAAGGAUGAAAAAUUCGACCUUGCGGCGACUUUCCGAGAAUCCAGCGAUAUGCUUGCUGGUGAGGCAAAGAGGAAAAAUAUCUCAUACUCUGUAACUGUCCAGCCGGGCAUCCCUCCACUGGUCAUGGGUGAUCAGCGACGCUUGCGGCAGGUGUUCUCCAACCUCAUCUCCAACGCCAUCCAACAAACUGUUUCUGGAGCGGUUACAGUGGAAUUAUGGCCUUCGGCGACCCAGACUCUAGAAGGUUACUCCGCCAUUGAGAUGAUGGUUAUCGACACCGGCGCGGGUAUGUCUAAGGAGAAGCUGGAAGCUAUGUUCCAAGAGCUUGAGGAGGUCUCGACUGAUGCAACUCAAUACGACGACGAACAGAACCCAGACGAGGCACGGGAGACUCCCAGCAGUGGAUCUCGGCAGGUCCUUGGUCUGGGCCUUGCGCUCGUGGCUAGGAUCGUUCAUAACAUGCAGGGUCAACUGGGCGUUAAAUCAGAAGAGGGCAAGGGGAGUCGUUUCAAGAUCAUGUUGCAGUUCAGGUUGCCAGAGGGAGUUGCAUCCGCUCAUCCCACCACAACCUCCCCAGCACAACUUGUUUCUGUUCCACCCACGCCUAUGAUCUCAGACCGAGAAUUCACUUUAGUUGGUGGUGUUUCUGAGAGUAGGGACACACGCCGACGAAGCACUGAGAGUCUUCGAAGCGGUGGUAGCUCUCGCAGUGGAAAGAGCCAGAGGAGUCAGGCAGACAGACUUAUCAGCGCAUUGAAGGAGACACCGUUCAGCAAAUCUCGAAGCGAGAGCAUGGACAGCAAACAAGUGAGGUUCCAACCGACCAGCCCAAGUGGCAGCCAGCUUUCACAAGCUAUCGUGUCUCCGCCCAGCGAGAAGCGGCUGUCUUCGCAGAGCCCACUCGCAAGCCUGGGCGCCGUGACACAUACUCCUCCAAUAACAUUGCAAGCAUUGAAAACCCCACCUACCCCGGGCACGGCAAAUAUCCAGGAUUCUGGAGUUCCCAUGAGCGCCGUUCGCGUUUCUGAACGUGGCUUGAAACAAGCGUUGCAGGUGCAACAACAACAAGAAAAAUCCUACUUCCCUCGAAUGCCAAUUGAGAGAGUGGGCAUUGCUGAAACUAUCUCGUCUAAUAUCCCAUCUUCUACAACUCCGACCUCGACUGUACCGGCACACGCUGGAUUAUUGCGCGUCCUGGUUGCAGAAGACGACCCGAUCAAUUCCAGAAUUAUUCACAAGCGUCUGACGAAGUUGGGCCACACGGUCGAAUUGACUGGGAACGGUGAAGCUUGUGCGAGUGCAUUUUGCUCUAAUAGCAAGGGUUUUGAUGUUAUCAUGAUGGAUAUACAGGCAAGUCAAGUCAUGCCAGUGACAUAUUAUCAAACAUGGAACUGGACAAGACUAACAGGAAAACAGAUGCCAAUCGCAGACGGGUACACCGCAACCCGAAUGAUCCGCGAACACGAAAUAAACGCCACCCCCGAAGCCCUCUCCGAAAAAGCCCAGCGAAACGCCCGAGUCCCUAUCUUCGCAGUGUCGGCCUCACUCCUCGAGUCUGAGUAUCAGAAAUAUAUCGAUGUGGGCUUCGAUGGCUGGGUUAUGAAACCAAUUAAUUUUGCCAGACUUAAUGUUCUUCUUAAUGGUCUUGUUGAUCUUGACGUUAGGAAGGGCGCGACUUAUAGGCCCGGUGAAUGGGAGAAUGGCGGGUGGUUUGAUCAUCGUUGA
This is a messenger RNA of Penicillium cosmopolitanum, 4338 nucleotides long. RefSeq names its product putative sensor histidine kinase/response regulator (gene fphA). The transcript is spliced from 2 exons. Gene Ontology annotation, molecular function: protein binding; phosphorelay sensor kinase activity. Bases 1 to 4338 code for a protein of 1445 amino acids. NCBI's taxonomy places the organism in Eukaryota, Fungi, Ascomycota, Eurotiomycetes, Eurotiales, Aspergillaceae. Gene Ontology annotation, biological process: phosphorelay signal transduction system; detection of visible light; regulation of DNA-templated transcription. The record is from RefSeq and is a predicted model, not a curated record.